AUUAAAGUAAACUGACGCAUGUCAAUACCUUAGUACCUCAGCAAAUGGACUAGGACUAAGGACCACUGAGCUCUACCACGAAGGACGGUGAAAAAUGGAGGAGCUCAAAUUCAGAGGGCGGAAAAGGGAAGGGAGGCACAGGUUAGUUUUAUCCAUCUAGAAUAAUUUAAUUUAGUUCAAGUGAGAAUCAUUUCAAGCAAAACUGUUAGGAUUCACAGGGCCUGAUACUGAAAAUAAUUAGCACUGUAGACAAAACCAGAAAUCAUUCCACAAAUUGAAAACAUUCCACCUAUACUGAAAUCAUACUAAAUAGAAGUAAUAUAACUAUAUCAUGAUACAACUAUACCAUGUACUACGGUAGAUAUAAUUUACCAUUAUUGGGAGGCUAAUGAGAAUGUCGUUUUGAAGAUAUACAAUACAAGGAAGCAAAGUUGAAUUCCUUCCCAAAUGCUCCAUAUCGUGGGCCUCUGUUCUGCACUGAUAAUGCUGGAAUUAGCCUCGUCAGUGUGUGAGAUGUCACUAGAAGCUGUUAUAAUUGAUAUAUUAUUGUACGGAGGGUAUAGCGUGAUAACAAUAUACAAUCAGAUCAAUACUGACAUUGUUAUAUUGAAAGGAAGCCGUUUAAUAGGAAUGAAAACACCACAAGCAUCUUACAAUGUAAUAUUUGUUAAAUGACUACAUACACUAUAUGCUUAGACUAAACGAGCAUGACAGAGGCAUUGCAAUGAAUUCAUGCUUUAGGGUUAAUAAUAGCAUACAAUUAUAGGUAUAAAUAAACUCAUCAAUAGAUUAACAAAUUUAAAUAUAUAAUUGUUAGAUACAACUGCACUGUGGGAGCUACGAACACAAGCAUUUCGCUACACCCGCAAUAACAUCUGCUAAAUAUUGUGACCAAUACAAUUUGAUUUGAUUUUUUUAUUACCGAAUCUGUGGAUUUUUUUGUCAAAUACUAUCCAUCUAAAAGACCAGUGGUUCUCAAUAUUUUUUGGUAACUGUACCCACAAUUAUAUUUUGCUCUGCCUGAAGUAAGGGAGACUGGAGGAAAUUGUAACAGUUUUUCUCUUUUACUCUACGGCUCAGAAAUCACUUGAACUAGGCCAGUCAUGUUUUGAUAUAAGAAACGUACAUAUGUCUCCUAAUCAUUUAUACAAUUUCUAGGUAUGUACAUAAGACGGUCGGAUCACAAUAUCGAUUUUAAUCCGAAAAGUCUGGACGUUACAUUUUUGUUACAAGGUGAGUAGGACGGAGCCAGGCGCAGGAGGUGUGAAUAAAAUAAUAGGGUUUAUUUGGCCAAUACAGCAGUCCACAGCGAUGCGUAAACCAAAUACAGUGCGACUUAAAUGCAUACUGGGAAAACAAAACACACGGGUGAAUAUCCCGGCGAUAAAAGUAACAUAAUGCUCAACACGAGCUAGCGACAACUCCACAUGGAACAAUAACACACAAAGACAUUGGGGAGCAGAGGGAAUAAUUAUACAGAGACUGAUGAGGGGAUAUGAACCAGGUGUGUGUGAAAAACAAGACAAAACAAAUGGAAUGAUGAGAUGAGGAGCGGCAGUGGCUAGAAGGCCGGUGAUGACGAACGCCGAAGCCUGCCCGAACAAGGAGAGGAGGCAGCUUCGGAGGGAGUCGUGACAAUUUUCCCCCGUGGCAGGGGCAAUUCUAACAGUUGCUGGGGUCAAAUGUAACACCCUAAAAAUAAACCAAAUAAAUGUACUUAACUUAAAAAACAUUCAUGUUAAUGAAUCAUCAUAUGUAAUAAUUUUGCUAGAAAUAUUAGUAAUUAUAUGUACUUAACCAAUAAUUACAGUAACACCCAUGUUUGUGCAUGUCCAUUUGGUUCCUCUCAAAACAUCUGAAUAGUCUGAUUGUGUCCAGAUUAUAUCUGUUUACAACUUCUUUGGCACUCUACAGGACCCCAAUGCUAUUUAAAGUUAGUAUUUGUUUAAUUAAUGUAUAAUUCAUACAAUCUUAAAGUUAAAAUCACUUGUUUUCAUCAUUUGGUUGCUUGGCUCAGGGUCAUUUUAACACUGUGUUACAAUUGCCCCCAAACCAGCUGCCAUGACAAAACCUCAUGUGCUUAGCAACAGACAACAAUAGUGACACAUCAUUCAUGUCAAUGUUUAGCCAACAGAUGGUGAUACAAAUUAUGCUAGUUUGAAUUAUUGGGAAUGAAUUCUCAGGGCAGUAAGAAAAAUACUUUCACCCCCCAAAAAAGUGCCCAUAAAACGUGCAAAUAGUGAAAGAUUUGGCUGUGACUUUACAAGCAGGGAGAGAACCUAAAUGGACAUGCACUGUGUAGGUUUCAUCACUCUAGCUUGUUUCUGUUUGGAGAAAUUCAAGGUGUUACAAUGUUAUGGGUCUUCCAACUACCCCCUGUGGAUAGGCCAGUGCCUGGAUACAGCAUUAGCCGUGGUAUAUUGGCCAUAUACCACAAAUCCCAGAGGUGCCUUAUUGCUAUUAUAAAUUGGUUACCAAUGUAAUUAGAGCAGUAAAAAUAAAUGUUUUGUCAUACCCGUGGUAUACGGCUGUCAGCCAAUCAGCAUUCAGGGCUCGAACCACCCAGUUUAUAAUGGAUGUUAUAUGAUGUCACUUGUAACUUACUUCCUUUGACCCAUUGAUGAACUACUAAAGUUAACUACAGGUGUAGGAUCUUAAUUUGAUCACCCUGUUGUUGCAGAAAAUGCACAGCAGGAAACGCUAACUUGUAUUGUAUUCAAGGGUUUAAAAGGCUUCUAAAGUUUGUAAUUCAACAUUUACAAUUUUAAAAUGUUAUAAUGUUAAUUGGGGUCCACACAAUAAUUCACAUUUCCUGUUGCUGCAGGAUUAUUUUCCUGCUGUGAGAAACCACUCAAAUUAAGAUCCUACAUAUGUACCUUCCCAUCACUGGAUAUAACGUAUCUUCAAGUCAGACAUUACAGUAACACUUUAUAAAGGGUUUAUAAAGACCAGAAGUUAUUAUUUUAAGGACGGUUUAUGAAACAGUAAUGAACAGUUUUAACUAACUGUUUGAAAUUGUGUUCGAUACUGUCACAGGGACACCUGGGAUCCUUUCCAGUUGAAUCCCAUUGGUGCUGAGAAAGAGGAAAAGAGAAGAUGCUUUGAGUUGUUCCAGCACCUGGUGGCAGCGUUUGUGGGGAUAAUGGUCCUGUCCAGUGCUGUCAUCAGCAAGGUGAGCCAAAAUGAGGGACCAGCACCUGGUUUUGUCUAGAUGGGAUACAUCUUAUGUCAGAAUUGAUCAGAAUUGACUUUUCGUAGCAGGUUAGGAGAACUUACGCAGCAGGUUAGGAUAAUUAACGUAGCAGGUUAGGAGAAUUAGGUUAAGAUUAGGAAAAGGAUUAGGGUUAGCUAAAAUGCAAAUUUCACAUCCCAUCCAGCAUUGACCCCAGCACCAUGAACCUGUAAACUACUGGCUCAAGCAUAAUACCUCCUGGGAUGUCAUCUUAUAAUCAUAUAUAGCGAUAUCGAAUUCAUACCAUAUCAGAUACAUUCCCACAACUCAGCAUUGAUGAAUAGUAUACAAGGGAAGGGGUAUGCGUUCUUUAUGAGACAGAUCUCAAAUCUGCUCAUUGUAAUUCGUAACAUGUCAUACCAAAUGGGUGAUGGACAUCCACAAAUUAAUUCAUACCAUACGAUACAUAACAUAUCAUACUAAAUGGGGCCUCGGAUUUACGUACAGAAUAAUACGAAAUGCUCUGAGACCAGGUUGAUACCCUAGACACAGUACUCUCCUAUCUGUUUUUUCUCUCUAACACUGCAAACAUUCUCCUCGUGAAGUCAAAACACUAUGAAGGAAUUGUUCACACUCACUAUGUAGAUCAGUGUUUAAAUGAAGGAAUCUUAGAUUCUAUAAUAUUAGGAGUCUGAUGUCAGUUUUGUUUACAUCCAAUCGUCAGGGCUCUCUACUGGUUCUCUCCACACUCUCAAGCCCCACAUCGACUAGGACUCCCAAGGAAAGACAAUACUACAUGCUCAUGCUGGUGUGCUCUUUGGUGGUGCCCAACCUGCUCGUGUUCCUCAAGUCACUGUGGAAAUGCGCUUUCAAGAACUUCGUCCCACCAAACAUGAGAACUAUGGGAAUUGUAAGUUGACGCUGAAAUAUUAUACAAUUUGAUUAUUUGUGAUCUUUGUGUCUUAAUUGCUCCUCAAAUUGCUUGCUUUGACUUCUUGGUGAUCUUUGUGUCUUAAUUGCUGCUCAAAUUGCUUGCUGUCAGUGUUGGGGAAUUAAUUUAUAAUCUAGGUAGUGUUUUCAGUAGUUAUUAUUAAUAUUUUUUACCAUGUAGCGGUGUAGCUAACUACUGGAACUACACACUACUUUUUUCUGCAAAAAGAAAAUAUGGGUGAAGUAGGCAAGAAUUUCCUUUCUUUUUCAGCAUCAGAACCGCCUAAUUCUCACUUGAAACAUCGUGUUUGUGUUAUAUAGGCUAAAUUAAACAUUCUGUUGACAUAUGACCCCAAAGUAAUCUAUUCUUUCAAUUUGUAGUCUAUGACAUUUCAGAUUUACAUAUGAUAAUAUUUCACAAAGUAGUUUGGAUGUAGUGAACUACUUUUUCAAAGUAACUUUAGUUUUUUAAGGGUAUCUUUAGUGUAGCUUAACUUCUUCUAGUGUGAAGUAACUGGUAGCCUGGUAAACUAUAUUUUCAGAGUUGCUUCCCCAACACUGCUUGCUGUCAAUACAAAUGUAAAUCUGUAUCUUUCAGGUGUGUGGGAUUGAAUGCUUGGUGUCUCUUGGGACCUCCAUCCUGGUGCUGGUAGUGAUGCCCCAGUUUGACGUGCUGACCAACCUCUUCAUCUCUGGCGGAGUCUGCAUGCUUUCCUCUGUUCUACAGAUAGCAUUUCGCCUGCAGAGAGAGAACUGGAAGAUCAUCUUCCCUAUUUGUUCUCUUAUGCUUGUUCUGACCGGCUACUGUCUUCUCGGGGCAGACUAUUACGUUCGUGUUACCUCGUUUGUAUCACUUCAGGAAAAUGACUGUUAUUGGUAUGUUGGCAUUGCAGUUUUUUCAUCUUUUCUGGUUUCUCUGACCUGGUGGGAAAACCCAGUGCAGGCGAGCAACAACAUGCAGGAAAUGCUGACUGAGUUGGACACCUUCAGAGAUUUUGUAUUUGUGAUAUCGAGUCUCCUAAGGGUCGUAGUCAUUGCUGCUGUGUACCUCAUCUACCACGCGUUGAUACAGGAAAACAUUGUAUGGUCAGAUUUUGAUUUCACUCCUAAGGCCGAUGAAGAUGAAAGUACAAUUGCGAGGCAUAAAGAGACCCUUGAUAUUGGUCUUACUGUCCUUUUCCUCCAAGCCUUUUUCUCCGCUGCAUGCCAUUGGUUUGGGGUGGUGGCUUGUAAGAUCCACUCCGUGCGAAUGAGCUUCGCCUUCCCUAUCUGUUUUACCGGGCCCGCCGUUCUCAUCCUCGGCAUGAUCCUUUUCCUAACGCAAUCUGAAUACCUAGCUGGGGCCGACACAACUUCUAUCAUAGACUUUUGCUCGAGCCUAGUGGACCUGAGCACCAAGAACACCAGCGCAGUCGUGAUGCUGGAGCUCACCAAGAGCAUCUGCAGGACUUCUUUGAACAGCCAUUACUGGACCUGGCCUUUCUCCCUACUUGCGCUGGAGGGCAUUUGCAUGUGGCUCGGGCUCAUCACAUGCACCUACUACGUGUGGAACUUCAAGGUCCAGAGGAUCGAGCGCACAACUGAGCUGUUUGUACGACGCCUCUACGAGUCUGCCUUCAUCGACCUGUCUCUGCUUCUGAACACCAAGAUGAAGGUUGUGCAAAUGAGGAACCAGGAGAGGCAAGAUUCUGCUAUUUAAUUGAUUAAAAGUUCACGUGGUUUAAGACUUCACAUUGCAACAGUGUAAACAGACAAUUGUUCAGUAAUUGUUGAGUUUUGCCGACAGUGCACUAUAUAAGAAAGAGUCUUGGUGGUAGUGUGCUGAAAUAUACUCACUGACAUUAACUCUGAUCACUGCAUUCAAACAUGAUUAGAAACUGUUCUAUCUCUCCCCAUCCGUCCAAACAUGUUCUCAUACUUUCCCCAUGUCGUUCAUUCUACAGUAGUGUUGUUGACGACAUUGAGAAUUGUGUCAUUUACCUCUGUGCAACAAUGUGGCAUGAGACCUAUGACGAGAUGUUGAAGAUCCUCACAUCCAUGUUCAGGUAUUGUGCUUAUCAAUUUUGCUGGCUGUCUUUGAUAUUGAAAUAUUUCUAGCCCUGAAAGUUAUUUAAUAUCAAUUCAUAACAUUAGUGUGUGUGUGUGUGUGUGAGUGUGUGUGAGUGAGUGUGUGCAGCAGAGACCUCUUGUAUACAACACAAGACAAUGGCCCCGUACACACUUGCACUCAAGUUGUAUAACUCAUGUAGCACUCAACAUAUUUGUCACUGGUUGUGAUAGAGCUUUUCUGCACAAAAAUAAUUACACCGUAAAAUGGUUGUGUAAACAUGUCUGUACAGACAAACUCUCCGUUGAAUCACAAAAAUAUAAGUUAUAUUACAACCUAUUGUAUGACAUCUGUUACCCAUCAGUUGUACAACCUUAGUGUGUACAGGACAAACAGACUUUCACAAAAUACAAUGAAUGAUAAGGAGGUGAUUAUUAUAAUGUUUUGCAUAAAAAUAGGAUUUUCUGUUAUGUCAUGUGUCUUGAUGGUUUCAGGUUGGACCGGUACAGAGGUGAUCCAAAAGAGGAACAUAAAGAUGUUUUUGACUUUGAGUGCCACAUAUUUGUAGAUGAUGCAUACAUGAUAGAAAAGAAUAUGGGCAAAAAGUUAAUCAACGAAUAUGUGACCGAUCUCAUUCAUGUGGUCAUAGAGGUUUACAGGUAAGUGGACAUUUCAUAUUUCUUUGCACUUUACUCCCUAUAAACCCAGACCAAUAGUGUCAAUUAAUGAGCACAAGCAAGCUCUACUUUAAGAUGCAUUCACUAUAAAUGGGCAAUUCUAUUAAUCCAAAGACAACUGUUUCAUAAUGAAUCUUGAAUGUUUGUGUGUUUUAGGGUAUUCACCAAUAAGGAGCCCGAUGAUGUGUCAAUUAUCGAGACUCCCUAUGGUGGCCGAUUAAUGUUUGUGAUGCCAGAAGGAAACAUGCUGUAUUUCCAUUUGAAAGACAAACAGCUGAUCAGAAACAAGAAGAGAUGGUCACAGGUGGGUAGGAUGAUUUUUAAUAUUACUGUAUUCCAUGAUUUCACCACUGUAACCACUGUUAACCUACGUUAUUUAAACAUACUUUAAUGACAUUUCUUAAAGAACGUGAAUAUAUUGUAAUUGCUUUCUUGUUUUAGUAUGGACACACUUGAGGAAAAUGAAAGGUUAUAGGUUUGCAUCUGACAUGUCUUUCAGAUCAUGUACCUCUACUAUCUGCUUGGAUGGAAAGGAUACAGUGUGAAGAAUCCUCAGAAGAUAACGGUAUGUAAUAUAUUGAAUGCUAAUUUCCAUGUUAUUGUCUUUAUCCCUGCAACACAGAUGAUCUGUAAAUAUGAAAAAUCAGUGGUUUCCAUGGUUUCCCUAAAUUAAAGUGUAUGCUUUUUUCCCUCUCUGUCUUCUACAGAGACAGAAUAAUCCUUGCCGUGCCAGUCUCAUAUCAUUGGAUGGGGAGAGUUUCCUGUUGCCACAGCAUGACAAUGACAGUAAGAGAAAACACAUCUCUGAUGACAAUACCUACAUCAUGGCCCUGGAUGGGGACACAGACUUCCAGCCCGCAGCUCUGAUAUUACUGGUGGACCGACUUCGGAAGUACGGCAAUGUGGGUGCUGCAUGCGGAAGAAUCCACCCUACAGGAAUGGGUGAGUAAAGCUGAUUUUAUUUGUAUUUUACCUUUAUUUAACUAGGCAAGUCAGUUAAGAACACAUUCUUAUUUACAAUGACGGCCUACACCGGCCAAACCCGGACGACGCUGGGCCAAUUUUGCGCCGCCCUAUGGGACUCCCAAUCACGGCCGGUUGUGAGUUAGGGGGUCCACUCAGACAUGGCUAUGUCUAGCAUACAGUAUAUUUCAAGUGCAUCUAUCCGUAUCGCAGAAGCAUCGCGAAAAAUCUGCGUUAUAGCUCGCUUGAAAUGUAAAGGCAAUGUUCCCGUGUUUGCGGAGACUGCAUUCACGGUAAACGCUGCAUGUGUCGGCUCAAUCGGAAAUGGAAGUUCACAUUUUAUCGCAGAUCUUCCGUGAUACUUCCACGAUAGUGAGCCCCUAAUCCAAUUCCAACCAUUACUGCUGAGAGAUUAUGUAUAAACAAGUCUUGCUACAUUUCUCCAUCUCCAUCACACAGUAUGACAUGGAGAUGUAGGCUAUCGCUACAGCAUGACUGACAUGUUUCUUGAUUUCUAUUGUAGGUCCAAUGGUGUGGUAUCAGAAAUUUGAGUACGCCGUUGGUCACUGGCUCCAGAAAACAGCUGAGCACGUGUUUGGUUCAGUCCUCUGCAGUCCCGGAUGCUUCAGCUUGUUCAGGGGAUCAGCUCUGAUGGAUGACAAUGUGCUGAAGAGAUACACCACCACUGCAACUAGAGCCUCCGAGUACGUUCAAUAUGAUCAAGGUGACUACUUUCUUGUUCUCCCAUCAACAACACUUGAUUGGCUACUGGAGUAUUAUACUGUACAACCGGAGGUUCAUAGAACGUUUCAUCACAGUUUCUUGAGCUAUUUCUGUUGGCUUCAAAUCGACCAAGGGUGACAUACACAUUUACUUGCUCAUUAAGUGUUCCCUAGAGCAGUCCUAGGACCUGAUAUGUAUAUUGACUUCCUUUAAUAUUCCCUCUUCCCGCUGGCCAGGUGAGGACCGCUGGCUGUGCACCCUGCUCCUUCAGCAGGGCUGGAGAGUGGAGUACAACGCUGCGUCGGACGCCUACACCAACUCCCCUCAGGAGUUCAAAGAGUUCUACAACCAGAGGCGGCGCUGGGGGCCGUCCACUCUGGCCAACACCCUGGACCUCCUGCACAGCGGCAAUGAGACGGUCAAGAGGAACUCUUCUAUCUCCAGACUGUACAUCUUCUACCAGAUAUUUACUGUCAGCUCAUCCAUUCUCGGUCCUGCCUCUGUAUCUCUGAUGAUAGCAGGUACCAUCUCACCCUCGGCUUGUUUUGUUCAUUCUUGUUAAUUGUACGCACCCUUUAUGUCUGUGUGUUGUUAACCAAUUACUCAUUAUAUUAUAUUACCUAGAAUACACAUAUUCCCUUAAGUGAUUUUUUUUAUUAGGGGGUAGAUCAGCUUCAAUAUUGCAGAUAGAAUGUGGCUUCUAUCAAUGAAUUUACAUUUACAUUUUAGUCAUUUAGCAGACGUUCUUAUCCAGAGCGACUUACAGGAGCAAUUAGGGUUAAGUGCCUUACUCAAGGGCACAUCGACAGAUUUUUCACCUAGUCAGCUCGGGGAUUAGAACCAGCGACCUCUCGGUUACUGGCACAACGCUCUUAACCACUAAGCUACCUGCCGCCCCAUCAUUUCCAAUCCCCCAUAUAUACCUGCAUCAUUUCCAAUCCCCCAUAUAUACAGUACCAGUCAAAAGUUUGGACACACCUACUCAUUCAAGGGUUUUUCUUUAUUUUUACAAUUUUCUACAUUGUAGAAAAAUAGCGAAGACAUCAAAACUAUGAAAUAACACAUAUGGAAUCAUGUAGUAACCAAAUAAGUGUUAAACAAAUCAAAAUAUAUUUUAUAUUUGAGAUUCUUCAAAUAGCCACCCUUUGCCUUGAUGACAGCUUUGCACACUCAACCAGCUUCACCUGUAAUGCUUUUCCAACGGUCUUAAAGGAGUUCCCACAUACGCUGAGCACUUGUUGGCUGCUUUUCCUUCACUCUACGGUCCGACUCAUCCCAAACUAUCUCAAUUGGGUUGAGGUCGGGGGAUUGUGGAGGCCAGGUCAUCUGAUGCAGCACUCCAUCACUCUCCUUCCUGGUAAAAUAGCCCUUACACAGCCUGGAGGUGUGUUGGGUCAUUGUCCUGUUGAAAAACAGUCCCACUAAGCCCAAACCAGAUGGGAUGGCGUAUCGCUGCAGAAUGCUGUGGUAGCCAUGCUGGUUAAGUGGAUUCUAAAUAAAUCACAGACAGUGUCACCAGCAAAGCACCCCCACACCAUAACACGUCCUCUUCCAUGCUUUACGGUGAUACACAUGCAGAGUUCAUCCGUUCACCCACACCGCGUCUCACAAAGACACGGCGGUUGGGACCAAAAAUCUCAAAUUUGGACCAAAGGACACACUUCCACCGGUCUAAUGUCUAUUGCUCGUGUUUCUUGGCCGAAGCAAGUCUCUUCUUCUUAUUGGUGUCUUUGCAGUAAUUCGACCAUGAAGGCCUGAUUCACACAGUCCCCUCUGAACAGUUGAUGUUGAGAUGUGUCUGUUAAUUGAACUCUGUGAAGCAUUUAUUUGGGCUGCAAUUUCUGAGGCUGGUAACUCUAAUGAACUUAUCCUCUGCAGCAGAGGUAACUCUGGGUCUUCCAUUCCUGUGGCGGUCCUCAUGAGAGCCAGUUUCAUCCUAGUGCUUGAUGGUUUUUGCGACUGCACUUGAAGAAACUUUCAAAGUUCUUAAAAUGUUCCGUAUUGACUGACCUUCAUGUCUUAAAGUAAUGAUGGACUGUCGUUUCUCUUUGCUUAUUUGAGCUGUUCUUGUCAUAAUAUGGACUUGGUCUUUUACCAAAUAGGGCUAUCUUCUGUAUACCCCCUACCCCUACCUUGUCACAACACAACUGAUUAACUUUUAAGAAGGCACACCUUUUAAUUGAAAUGCAUUCCAGGUAACUACCUCAUGAAGCUGGUUGAGAUAAUGCCAAGAGUGUGCAAAGUUGUCAUCAAGGCAAAGGGUGGUAAGAAUCUCAAAUAUAUAAUAUAUUUUGAUUUGUUUAACACUUUUUUGCUUACUACAUGUGUUAUUUCAUCAUUUGGAUGUCUUCCCUAUUAUUCUAUAAUGUAAAAAAUAGAAAAAAUUAAGAAAAACCCUUGAAUGAGUAGGUGUGUCCAAACUUUUGACUGGUAGUGUGUAUUUUUGUAAAUACUGUAUAUUAAAAAAUAUAUAUAUUUUCCUUCUUUACCCUACCACCCCUCCCCUAAUUGGAGUAAACUAAUGGACAACCAUACUUAGGCUUCUACUCCCAGUUUAUACAUACUAUAUACAUUUUAUGGACACAGUAUAUUUUACAUUAGUUAUAUUUUGUUUGUUUUUAGUCCCAUCCUUCAGCUACCCUCAACCCUUCCCAUCUAUCUCUGAAGACCAUCCAGUUUUGAUUUAUAGCUGCCAUAUAUUUUCCAUUGUGCUGUAUCACAAAAGUUCUGAACCUCUCAUAGUUUCUACAGAUUGUAAAUGAAAAAUAAACAUUUUUGCUAAGAGUAUUAUUAUAUUAUUGAUCGGGUGGUUGUAUCCCCCAUAUACAGUACAUAUAACAUUCUAUUGUCAAGUUAAGUAUUUCGAAUUGUCAGUAAGUUCAAAAGCUCAACGUCAGGCAGAGAGCCAGCUGGGUGAACGAGAUUACGUAUGACUACACAUUUUAUGGCACAGGGCUAAAGGACAAACAGUAUAAAGUAUGCCCACCCAUCAGUUAUAUGACUUUUGCUUUGGUUCAAUAAAACCAUAAAGUCAUGUGGCGAAGAUGAGUUAAGAUGAGGUCAAAUAGUAUUGUUCUUAUAUGCUAGGUUAUAUGCUAGGUUAUAUGCUAGGAUAUACAGAUCUCCAUCCCAGGAAGUAUUCACCCCUUUUUCUGUCUUCCUCUUUAGGUGCUUUCCAGUUUGUGUUCCAAAUUGAAGGAACCCUGUCCAUCAUAAUAUCAGUCAUCCCACCUAUUUUCUACAUGUUCAUUUGUUUUCUGGCUAAACCAAACACCCAGAUCACCAUCGCAGGCAUUAUGAGUGUGUUGUACGCCUUUCUGAUGUUAGCAUCAUUCUUCGCCAUCAUCGGUAAGCUUUGGCAAUGACUUUUCACAUGACCAUUCACUCAACAUACAGUACCAAGUUGUUUAUGCAAAUAUAAAGGUUACCUCUAAUCCUUUAAAGGGUAGAGGCUGGUGAUAAAUGAGAUGUUGUUGCCUGGCCCAUCAGAAUAAUUAUAAUUAUCUUUUGACAUUGUCUGUUAACCUGUCAUCAUCAGUAAUAGGUAGAAUUUGGUCAACUUUCUUUUCAUCCAAACAUGCUGUAUGACAUUGAGCUGCAUUUAGUCUUGCAUGACAGCAUUUGUAACUGAUUUGGUUUUGGGUGCUGAGAUUUGGCUGUAAUUUACCACUACAUCUUACAUCACUACUGUUGAUUGGGUGCCAGGUCAGACUAUUACGAUACACAUUUCAUUUCAUGCGUUCCCCAGGUGACAUGGCUAUGCAGGGCACAUUCAUCACCCCAACUGGCCUCUUCCUGUUGUCCAUGGCUGCCAUGUACCUGGUGACAGCCCUCCUUCACCCCCAGGAGUUCAGCAUGAUCAUCUAUGGUCUGAUGUACUUCAUCUGUAUCCCCAGUGGUUAUCUCUUGCUCACAAUCUACUCCCUGGUGAACAUGCACAUUGUCACAUGGGGCACCAGAGAGACAAACAAGGAGAAAGAAGAGAAGAAGACCCAGAAUGUUCUCUGUGAUCGCAACUGCAAACUUUGCUGUUGGGAUAUGAAACUACAAGUCACCCAAGAGACCGACAACUUGAUGCUCCAGCAACUCCAGCAGGCAGUGAAUCCAAACACACAAGUCACCCAGCAAGUGGUGCAAGAACAGAAGCCCGACACCAAGGAAGAGAAAAACAACGCACUGAAUGAAGAAAAUAAUAAGGAAAUAAGUCCAGAGCUUUUAGAAAGAAGAAGAGCCAAGAAAGACAAAGACUCAGAAUCUGAUACAAGGCAUGUACAAAACAUUUCACAAAGGCCCAAAGGAUCUCUCUCUCAUAUACUGUCUACAACAAACUUCUAUCAAAUGAAGGGCUACUGUACCUGUUGUAACUUUUUAUCCUCUUGUUCACAGCAGUGUUGACAGCGUUCCUAAAAAGGAGAGUGCCUAUUCCAGCAUUGAAGAUGACAACGACGAUAACCAUGACGAUGACGAUGAUAAUAUGGGUUAUGCCGGUUCGGUUUACAGUGGCUUCACCGAGGAAGAAAGAGAAAUUGUACCUCAAAGUGGUAGGUGGAUCAGUACAUGAAAGAUAAUAGCUGUAACCUAUAACAUACAGAAAGUCAGUAUGUAACUACAAGUUGAACUAUAAUCAACAGCACCUCUACACAAUUUGCUUUCAAUAGAUUGGGUUCAGCCUGUCAAGGAAGAGUUCCUGAAGAAAUUGACCUACGCCAACUUGAAAAGGAACCUUCAGGAGCAGAUCCGCUACACACUGAGGAACAAGAACCAGGAGGAUGUGUGUGAGGAGCUGGUGAUGAUGUUGACGGACACGGUGAACGGAGAGCUGAAGGACAAGGUGGGCCCAGAGGACGUGCUGAGCGACAGCCAGCUAGAAGAGCUGCAGUACGCCCUUAACGAGGCUGCCAGGAGGAUCCUGAAAACCAACCGCAUGGAGAGGCUUGAGAGGAGGGUGAAAAGAGCCAUAGAGAAGACCCUCAUUGCCCCACAGGUGGAGAAACUCACUGAGGUAAUGCUUGAGUGAAAACACACCAUUCAUAUUAUAUUUCAUGUUAUAUUGUAUUGCCUGGUGACUUACCAGUGCAGCUCCGGACAUUGUUUUCUCUACAUCUUUGACCUGGGAUGGACUUCAGCAACAAGAUGACUCAGUAAUCUGGAACCAGACCCUUUGAGUGAUAAUCUGAACAACAGACAGUGUUGAGCAACAAUGUGUUCCAAUAAAAUGAGGAAAUAUACCGACCAUGUUUCCCUGUGUAUUUUGUCAGGAUGAACUCGACUUUUGGAAGAAACUGCUCGAGAGAUACCUCGCACCUAUCGUUGACGACAAAGCUCAUAAAGAGCAGGUGACAAAGGAACUGAAGUCACUACGAAACAAGGUGGGCUUUUAUUCUGUUAUUCUACUAUUUAUUUACUACGUUCUACUAAAAACACGGCUCGUAGAAUGAUCAUCUUUCGAUUUUUUGUUGUUUUACAGGCAGUGUUUCUGUAUUUCAUCGUCAACGUUUUGUGGAUAGUGGCCACUUUCUUUUUACAAGCCAUUGGAAAUGAUGUGAUUAGUAUCAAGAUUCAGAAAGUCUGGCCAAAUGGCACAUCAUCAGGAGAAUACCUGAAGGUGGAGCCUCUCAGUCUGAUGUUCCUCUUGUCAUUCGCUGUGCUUCUCGUGGUGCAGUUCCUGGCUAUGCUUUACCACAGGUGGGCAAACAUUUCUCAUUUCUCAAACACAGUAUGAUAUAUCUACAUAACACCACCAUUCCAAACAUGCCUAAGAGGACAGAAAUGUCAAAAUAAAAGACAGAAAGAUGAAUAGAAUAAAGAUUACAAUCUCAUGCUGUGCGCAUUAUUACAGCUCAAUGCAAGCUACAGCUCAGUUAUCUUGUGAUGAGUCUUGAUGAAAUCAAACUAAAAGUACACUGUGCUAUGUUUCUCUUUUCAGAGUUUAUACUCUUAUCCACGUGGUGUCGUACAGAAGCACAGAAAAAGACUACAUUCCCAGAGAAGAGGUGAGUGACCUCUGCUAAUCCAAAACAACAAGGAGGAUAAAGUAUACCUGAUCGUCAUCUACUUUAGUAGAUUAUGAAUCAUUUGAGUAAUUAUAAGAUAUACUGUAUAUCUAACAGGUUAAUAAAUGAUUUACUAGACCUCGUAUGAAAAACAAUUAUUGUGAAGACCUAAAAUGCUUGUCGUUGAUCAUUUUUAUUUCUCUCCAUUGCUUGUGCAGGAGGACGAGGAGGGGAUUAUUCUUGAGAACCAGAUAGCCAACGGCCUUGUGAUCACCAGUGAUGACUUGUGAAACUGGCUUUUUUGGGGGCGUGGUGUUACUGAGUGUUCCAUGAAACAGAAUAGUGGCUUUGUGAAGUGUAUUGCACCUUUAUGUCUGAACAUAAUUCAGAUAUACCUAGCAGGGAAAGCUUAUGAUACUGCAGCAUGUUACUACUAGCAUUAAAGUACUUAUCCAAUGCCUCAGUUUUCUAUAAAAAAAAUCAACGGUAUCAAUAUUGAAUAACAUUGAGUCAUAAUAAGAUAUAAAUAUUGUAAUUCAGCCUGAUUGGAUGUACUUUCUGAGAAACAGCCGAUAUUAUGAUCAAUUAAUACAUAACAAAAUCAUUAAACAUAUCCAGAGAAAUAUACAUACACAGAUACAUACUUCUACUACCACACGAGCCUCCAUUUUUCAAGGGGAAAUUACCCUUUCUAAAUAUAUGGCUGUGAACCUAUCCAACUGAAGAAAAGGUGGGUCUUGCAAUCUUUCACAGACGGACAAUGUAACACAUAUUGUGAACAUGAAGUCAAUGUACUAGUAUUU
Molecule: messenger RNA, 15308 nt
Organism: Coregonus sp. 'balchen'
Lineage: Eukaryota; Metazoa; Chordata; Actinopteri; Salmoniformes; Salmonidae
Source: the annotation of a GenBank genome assembly